ACUGGAGGAGGGGGCGUGGUUUAGAUCCAUGAUGACCGCCUCACUGUAGUCUGUAACUGUAAGAAGAAGGAAAAAAAAACACAACAAAAAUCCGUCCAAGCAGCUCUAUGAGAGCUAGUACAUCUGCUGCCCACGCGGGACAGCUCGAGCUUCCUGGAGGAAAAAGAGGCUGAAGGCGCGCUGCAGCAGCGGCUCUCCACUUCCAGGAGGAAAUCAGUGUGUUGACGCGCUGCUGAUCUGAUCUUCAGAGGAGGUGCGACCUGAGAUGACUGUUUGAUCGGUUCCUUCUCUCUCUCUCUCUCUCUCUCUCUCUCUCUCUCUUCAUCAACCCGGGGGAGGUUUCACAGUGCAGGAGGAGCAGGGUGAGGAACUGAGAGGGCUCGAUGGAUAAAAGGUGGACGGAUCAUGGGACACCAGCUGGAUUGAAGUAAAACUCCCGCAGCCUGUCUGCUUCAUCAGGAUUGCGUCUGCCUGCCUUACGUAACUGAGCUUUGUGGAGGGACUGUGCAGAGAAACUACUGCUGCUGCUGCUGCUGGUGUCGAGCUGUUGAACCACAGCGAGGAAACACAGGUGAACAGAGAGGAUCACAAGUUUGUCCAUCCACUCAGCAUGAUCCGCGAAGGCAUCGUCUCCCAUCGCCAGUGAGUGCGUCGAGAUGAACGAGGCUCGCAGGCAGGGAGGAGGGGCUGUCACCGUGGAGGCUGAUGUCAUCCUCCACGCCGUGAGCCCUGACCUAGUCACGCCUUCUGACAAAGAUGGGAAUGUAUGUCCAGCUUACGUCCAAGGAUUCCUGCAGGACGAGCAGGAUUUCAGCCCUCCUGCAGCAUUUGAGAAGGAAUACCUGCUGGACGGGAGACUGAUGGAGAACAACCACGUUGACCAUCAGAAAGGCAACGGCUCGUACAUCCCGAGAGCAGAGCAGUUCCACCUCUCCAACGAUAAGGGAGCUCCGCAGCAAAACUGUGCAAGCGGGGAAAUCCACAACGGUGCCAGAGCUAAAAUGUCUUACGGUGCAGAUUUGCCGAGCCAAGCCAAACAGGAAACUGAUUGGUCAGUUCUAAAAUCGAACCUCGAGCGCAGGGACAGCGGCCAGGAAGCUGAAAAUACACAGCCUCAAAAGGAGACUGAUUUAGUCAUCGAAGUUGGCGGGCAGACGAUCAACGCUCACAAGUCUGUCCUGGCAGAGAAGAGCGAUUACUUCAAAGCACGGCUGUCACGAGACAUCCUGAAAGUGAAGGGAGUGAGUUACAAGACUUUGUCUACAUUAAUAGACUAUGUUUACACUUCUCAGAUGAAUGUUUCCAAGAGCAACAUUGUGGAUGUCAUCACGGGGGCUAAAAUCCUCCAGAUCCCCUGCGCCGUCCAGGCCGCCAUGGACUCCAUGUCUGAACAAAUCAGCAAAGAGAACUGCUACGAGAUCCUGAACAUUGCCAAGAAGCAGCGACUUAGCGAGCUGAAGGAGACCGCCUACGGAUUCAUGAGCGACAACUUCCUCCAGGUCCUCAAGGACCCCGCCGUGUACGGGCGCCUGAACGGAUCGGAGCGGGAUCUGAUCCUGAAGAAGAGGGAGGAGGGGAGGAAGACUCUGAUGGUGGCGGAGAUAAACGACGUGUUCGAUCGCGUCGGGAGCCGGCCGCCGAGCCGAUGCGGCAGCCGACCGCAGAGCCCGCUGUCGGUCGGGUCUUUGGAGGACAGUCAUAUGAUUUACUGCUUCAACGAAACAGCAAAUGACUGGAGACCUUUGACGGCGAUGCCUGAGGACAUAAACACUAAAGGGUGCGGGAUCUGCACCAUGUUUAACUACCUGUUUGUGGCGGGGGGGAUAAAGGGCUACGGGGACAAGGGCAAGGUCUCAGACAAGGUCUUCUGUUACAACCCCAUAACCAACCGCUGGGCAGAGGUCAGACCUCUAACCCAAGCUCGUUCCCAGCUAAAGCUUGUCUCUAUGGAUGGCUACUUGUACGCCAUUGGAGGGGAAUGUUUGUUUACAGUGGAAAAAUAUGACCCUCGCAUGGACCGCUGGACCACGGUGGCCCCCUUGCCCAAGGGAGCGUUCGCGGUGGCCCACGAAGCCACAACCUGCAGCGGAGAACUCUACGUUUCAGGAGGCUCUCUCUUCUACCGCCUCCUUAAGUACGACAUCAAGAGGGACGAGUGGCAGGAGUGCCCCUUCAACAACAGCAGGAAGAAGUCCACCGACAUGGUGGCCUUCAAGAGCUUCAUUUACCGCUUCGACGUCAACCGCGAGCAGGGGAUCACCGUGUUUAAGUACAACAGCAUAGUGAAAAUGUGGCACGAUUGCGCGUCGCAGAGGCUCGGAAGUCAUUUACCCUUCAGGUGCGCCGUGAUCGGGAACUGCAUCUACUGUGUGAACAAGAGCCAGACUCUUCAGUUCGUAGUGGAGGAGGAGAACGCUUACUUUGUAGAGGAGGCGCUGAGGGCGCCUCUGGAGGCGAAAGGCGUUCUGUUUCCUUUUGUUCUCACUUUGCCUGAAAAGCCUGAAAAAGUUACAUAGUGUGUGUGUGUGAUCCAAAAUAACACAUAAUUGUGUCAUAGUGAAACUGGAAUAAGCAGAAGACCUUAUGUACACUCUUCAAUGUCAGCUUUCUAUCUCAGUGUGUCAUUGCCUGCUUGCAAUGGAAUGUGUGUAUUUGCAUGGCAAUGUAAUGUGUCUGCAAGGUUAAGCCUUAAAAGGAACUUUUUUUUUUUUUUUUAGAGUUGAAUGAUUGCAAUGAUGACAUGAUGACAGUGACUGUAGGUUAUUUUGUGUAUUUCCUGUGUUCAGUUCGGUUUGGUGCACUUUUGUAGUUCAGAUAGAUAUUAUUUAGAGCAUAUUAACUAGCUGACUGGUGACAAAUACGUUUUGUUGAAAGUUGUACAAAAAAGGAAUGGAAUGGUCAUAGUGCGCCUUAUGAACGAUGCAACACAGGUUCUAUGCAAAUGAGACAGAAUAUACAGGUGGGUCUGCUGUAAGUUAUGGAUAAUGUGAAGCGUCGGGGUGCCGCAUCGUCCUGAAGGGGUUUCUUUCACAACAAUGACCGCAAGCUGUACAUUAUCCCGCUUAUUACACGGCUACUUACUUAAGAAAUCAAUAAUUUGACACAAAAUCUGUCCGCCAGAGUCCAACAUCAGAACUGCGCCCAUAGCAACGGUGUGUUAUACAUAGCAACAGUCUGCUGUAAAGAAAUUACAGACCGUAGAACGCUGUGAUUGACCAAUCAGAUUUGAGUAUUCAACAAAUCCGUGUAAUAAUGCAAGUUAAUAGUUACUAUAAGGGGAAUCUGACUUGAAAGGAAUACAGUAAUUCUUCGAACUAGGGCUGCAACUAAUGAUUUUCAUUAUUUUUGUGAUCAAUCGAUUUAUUGUUUGGUCAACAAUGUCAGAUAUUAAUGAAAAAAUCCUGUAAUAAUUUCCCACACCCCAAGGAGAUCCAUUCAUGUGUCUUGUUUUAUACAACCAAUAGUCCGAAACCCAAAGAUGUUUGUUUACUAUUAUAUAUUAUAAAGGAAAGCAUGAAAUCUUCCCAUUUGACAAACUGGAAGCAGCAAAUGAUGACUUGAUUAUCAAAUUAGUUGCAGAUUAUUUUUCUGUUGAUCAAGUAAUCGGUUAAUCGACGAAUCGUUGCAGCUCUACCUCGAACUCUGAUCUGCACUGGCUCUGAAUUAAACCUGUGAAUCAAGGUCAAAUUAUAAUCAGUAACAACUGUAUUAGUCUUACACCACACAAAUAUUCCCAUCGCAAAACAUGCAAACAGAAUGGUGUACCUAUCGUAUUUCAGGGGAAGUCAAACCAAAAUCUGUUUUUCAACUCCAUAUCUCCAAGAAGCUAAACACAAUGAGGUCAGAAUGUCCGAGCCGGACAUUGUUGUGAAAUAAACCCUGACAGGGCGAUGUAACACCCUGAUGCCGAGGGGUUGGUUCUAGAGUUGCCCUGAAGUCGUUUAUUUCACAACAAUGACCCGCUAGCUGUACAUUAUCACGCUUAUUACAUGGCUACUUACUUAAGAAAUCAAUAAUUUGACACAAAAACAGUACGCCAGAGUCCGAGAUCAGAACUG
This is a messenger RNA of Sebastes umbrosus (honeycomb rockfish), 4058 nucleotides long. Its product is annotated as kelch repeat and BTB domain-containing protein 11. The transcript has 2 exons. Gene Ontology annotation, molecular function: protein binding. The record is from RefSeq and is a predicted model, not a curated record. NCBI's taxonomy places the organism in Eukaryota, Metazoa, Chordata, Actinopteri, Perciformes, Sebastidae. Bases 657 to 2516 code for a protein of 619 amino acids.